Molecule: messenger RNA, 994 nt
Organism: Papaver somniferum (opium poppy)
Lineage: Eukaryota; Viridiplantae; Streptophyta; Magnoliopsida; Ranunculales; Papaveraceae
Product: putative tRNA (cytidine(34)-2'-O)-methyltransferase
Exons: 7
Coding region: 99-887 (262 amino acids)
Biological process (GO): wobble position cytosine ribose methylation; wobble position uridine ribose methylation
Molecular function (GO): RNA methyltransferase activity; RNA binding
Source: RefSeq, a predicted model, not a curated record
AUUUUUUGUAUUUGGAAUCUUCCUUGCGAAUACAAAGUAACGAGUAUCUGCGAUCUACUACUACUUUAGAGUGUGGGUGCAGUGAAAAACCAGUAGGGAUGGAGUCAUGUACCCGUUUGAGAACCCUAAAUUUCUUAUCUCCUCUCCACCAUUUUCGUUCCGGGGUUUCUCUCAUUCGCCCAUUUUUAUUCCCAGAACUUAAAAACAGACCUUCCCCCUCAAUUUCUUCUUCGGCUGCUCCUCAUAACUUACACUGCAUCUCUAAAAAGGGUGAAGUAAAUUCAUUGCCCCGUGGAGCUGGUGAAGCGUUUACUGAAGUCACCCUAUACAGACUUCUUCAAGUAGUUUUAGUUUCUCCACAGAUUCCUGGAAACACAGGAUGCAUAGCCAGAACAUGUGCAGCAUCUGCUGUUGGAUUGCAUCUAGUUGAGCCACUAGGCUAUGAGAUCGAUGAUGCAAAACUAAAGCGCGCAGGAUUGGAUUACUGGCCAUAUGUGGUUGUUAAGAUUCAUACCUCGUGGGCAGAAUUCAGAAAUUAUUACAGGCAACAGGAGGGUGCAAAGCGGUUGCUGGCAUUUACGAAGAGAGGAUCAUGGACUCAUUCUGAUUUCGCAUAUAGACGAGGUGAUUGGCUUGUAUUUGGAUCAGAAACAUCUGGGCUGCCACCGGAAGCUUUGUUUGAUUGCCAGAAUGAAAUUUUAGGUGGCGGAACAAUCAGAAUACCUAUGAUUGAUACUUACGUAAGAUGUUUGAACUCUUCUGUAAGCGCCGGCAUUGCUGUAUAUGAAGCUUCUCGACAACUAAACUAUGAGCAGCUUGAAAUCCCAGCUGAGACAUGUAUUGAUGAUACCAAAGAAUCAUUUAUCACAGAAGAUAUUUUUGCCUGAUUUAGAGAAUUAGAGCUUAUGUAUGGCUGCAUUUCUUUUUUUCUCGAUGCUAAGGGUAGUAGAUGUUUUUUCACUCAAAUUGAAAUCAACGCAAGUUUAACACACUA